AGGAGUUUGAUUUCAAACAGCCGAAGUUGCAAUUCUUAAUCAUGUCUGGAAGAGGCAAAGGCGGUAAGGGACUUGGAAAAGGAGGCGCCAAGCGUCACCGCAAGGUUUUGCGUGAUAACAUCCAGGGAAUCACCAAACCCGCAAUCCGUCGUCUCGCUCGCCGUGGUGGAGUCAAGCGUAUCUCCGGUCUGAUCUAUGAGGAGACUCGCGGUGUUCUCAAGGUGUUCCUGGAGAAUGUGAUUCGUGAUGCUGUUACAUACACCGAACACGCCAAGAGAAAGACCGUGACCGCCAUGGAUGUUGUGUACGCUCUGAAAAGACAGGGUCGCACUCUGUACGGCUUUGGAGGUUAAAUAUUUUCUUUACAACACUAAAUCAACGGCUCUUUUAAGAGCCACCCAUAUCAUCAUAGAAAGAGUACGUUUUGUGAGAAAAGUAUUGUGAGUUUUACAACAUUGCACAUAAAUGAGCUGAGGUCAAGUAAUUGAACGUUUGCCUUGAUAAAUCUUAAGAAUUUAUCUUGUUGAAUGCUUAAUAAAACUUAUAACUAAUAUAUUUUCUUUUAAUCUCAAAGCGUGUAGAAUGGAUAACUGAGCGGGGAAAAUUGUAACCCGUUUGAAUAUUUGGUGUGUAAUUUCACAUUAAAGUAGGAGGUAUAUAUUCUCUUUGAACUGCAGUUAAGCCGCGUUGACUUUUACAUAUUGGAUUAUAUCAUUCAAACAAACUGAUAAAUAUAAGUGAUUAAUUUUAUAUUAUCAGGUAAAAAUUAAAUUUUAUGGCCGCAAAGUUGAUAAAAACACAUCAGUAAGUUAAUAACCCUCAUUAUUUAUCUCCACGUACACUUAGUGUAGUAAAUGCAGUAUCAGCAGGAUUUGUGUCAUUUUUGACAGACUUUAUUGAAAAAAAAAAUGAAUAUAAAAAUAGAAAUGUGAUAAGAAAUCAA
Molecule: messenger RNA, 943 nt
Organism: Danio rerio (zebrafish)
Lineage: Eukaryota; Metazoa; Chordata; Actinopteri; Cypriniformes; Danionidae
Product: zgc:165555
Source: RefSeq, marked validated